Messenger RNA from Naumovozyma castellii, 348 nucleotides. It is a transcript of the gene MRP2, whose product is annotated as mitochondrial 37S ribosomal protein uS14m. Lineage: Eukaryota; Fungi; Ascomycota; Saccharomycetes; Saccharomycetales; Saccharomycetaceae. The transcript has a single exon. The coding region runs from base 1 to 348 and encodes 115 amino acids. The record is from RefSeq and is a predicted model, not a curated record.
AUGGGUAACUUCAGAUUCCCCAUUAAGACUAAACUACCUCCAGGGUUUAUAAACGCCAGGAUCCUGAGAGACAACUUCAAGAGACAACAGGUGGCCGAAUACGAAGUAACAAGGAAGGCGUUGAAAUUUAUCGCUAGAAACACAUUAUUGCCAGCUAGAGCCAGAUUGGAAGCCCAACUACGUCUAAGUACACUACCCAAUUACACUAGGCCAACGCAAGUGAAAAACAGAUGUGUCGAGUCCGGUCAUUCGAGGUUUGUGCUAAGUGAUUUUAGACUGUGUAGAACUCAAUUCAGGGAGAAGGCAUUGCAAGGAGACUUACCUGGUGUAAAGAAGGGUAUCUGGUGA